This is a messenger RNA of Cucurbita moschata (crookneck pumpkin), 2504 nucleotides long. RefSeq names its product putative cyclin-B3-1. Gene Ontology annotation, cellular component: centrosome; cyclin-dependent protein kinase holoenzyme complex; cytoplasm. Lineage: Eukaryota; Viridiplantae; Streptophyta; Magnoliopsida; Cucurbitales; Cucurbitaceae. Bases 164 to 2104 code for a protein of 646 amino acids. Gene Ontology annotation, molecular function: cyclin-dependent protein serine/threonine kinase regulator activity. Gene Ontology annotation, biological process: mitotic cell cycle phase transition; regulation of cyclin-dependent protein serine/threonine kinase activity. The transcript is spliced from 23 exons. The record is from RefSeq and is a predicted model, not a curated record.
GGUGCCGUCUGUCUCUUCGUGUUAUAUUUGAAGAACACAAAGCUUUGAACAGACAACCGCGGAUAUUUGUUUAGAUGAACGUCCAAGUGUUUCUCGUCUAUUAAGGGAACUAAAUCUUCUUCUUGAUCAGGGAUCAGAAUUUGGAAAUUAAGAUCAGUCAGAAAUGGUGGCUACCAAGGCUAAAGUCUGUCUGGAUGCGGGUCUACCCACUGAGGAUAAUCGCACCCGCAGGAGUGCAAUGGGAGGUUUUAAGGUUUAUACGGAGAAAGAUAAGAUUAAAGCUGAUUCCAGUUGCAAGAAGCCUGUAACAAUGAAAAAGGAGCCUUCAACAGAUUGUGUGAAUCAACCAAAGGGAGGCCUGCAGCGCUCAGAGAAGAAUACAGAGAAAAUUGAAGUUUCUGGGGCCAAAAUCACAAGAAGAAGAGCGUUGGCAGAUGUGAGUAACGUCCGAGCCAACUCUUCUAGGAAAACAAUUCAAGAUGGCUCCAAGCAUAAGAUUUCAACUGGGACUAGAGCUAGCACUGCUGGCGUCAAUGUCUCAUUUAGGAAACCAUUGGGAAAAACGAAGAAUACAGGAGAAGCUGUGGGUGAAUUGCAUGCUUCAGAAAAAGGGCGUGUUAAUGAUUCAAAUGGUUGUUCCGUCUAUGAAAGAAACAAAACAGACGGUCCCUGCUGUGCCAAUACUGUAAAUACCAGGAGAAUUAAAAAGAUCUCUUUUUCGCAAACAAGGAUAUCUUUACCGGUGCUAAGGAGGAUGAACCAAGCAAAUGCUUCGAACCCAAAGGAAGUUACUGAGAAGCCUGAAAAGACCAAUAGAUCUCAAGCAUGUUUGACUAAAUCUGGCAAGAAUGCAGUAGCCCAGGCAAAAAAUAUCAGAAGUCGGCUAUGGAAUAACCGAGUGAGCGAUGGCUUCAUCAUAAUGAAUUUCAGGGGUCAAGCCAAGGUGGACACAAAUACACUGUCCAAAAAGUCUAGUAAGCCCAUUGCAAGGAUCAUGAAGAAGGCUUCUGGUACUCAAGAGGCAUCAAAAGCCAAAUAUGCAUCAGUUGCAAUCAAAUCAAUUUCUAGUACUGCAUCAUCAUCCAAGAUUGUGGAACCCUCAGCAUCUCUUUGUGAGGAUAUAACCAAUAUGUCCAUUCAAGGGAGUGAUGCAUCUGAACCUACUUGUAAUCCAAGUACAAGCACGGAUUUGAUUGUCAGGAAAAAAGUUGGUCGUAGGAGAUCGUAUACAUCCUUGUUGGUCGCUGGAGCAAAGUUGCUGGAUAAAUGUGCUGUAGCUACGGAGAUGGCUAACCUACCGAGUAUUGACAAUGACCACAACCAAAUGGAGGUUGCUGAAUACGUUGAGGAGAUAUAUCGUUAUUAUUGGGUUACAGAGGCACAAAGCUCAUCUCUUUCAAAUUACUUAUCAGUACAAAAAGAAAUUAACCCCCAUAUGCGAGGCGUUUUGAUCAACUGGUUGAUUGAAGUACACUUCAAAUUUGACUUGAUGCCUGAAACAGUAUUUCUCACUGUUACAUUGUUUGAUCGGUAUCUCUCCCAAGUCAUAAUCAAGAAGAAUGAAAUGCAGUUGGUUGGUCUUACUGCAUUGUUAUUGGCAUCGAAAUAUGAAGAUUUUUGGCAUCCUAGGGUUAAAGAUCUAAUUAGCAUUUCAGCUGAGUCCUACUCAAGAGAGCAAGUGCUACAAAUGGAAGCACUUAUUCUUAAGAAGUUGAAGUUUCGCUUGAACAUGCCUACUCCAUAUGUUUUUAUGUUAAGAUUUCUCAAGGCUGCUCAGUCUAAUACUCAGCUUGAACACUUGUCAUUUUACUUGAUUGAGCUGGCCUUGGUUGAAUACGAAGCUCUUAGUUUCAAGCCGUCGUUGCUAUGUGCAUCGGCCCUAUAUGUUGCACGGUGUACGUUGCAAAUAAGUCCAUGCUGGACCGCACUACUAAACAAACAUACACGCUACGAAGCGUCCCAAAUAAGAGAAUGUGCUGAGAAAAUCUUGAAAUUUCACCAAUCUGCUCAUUUGGGACAGCUGAAAGUCACGUAUGAGAAGUACAUGAAACCUGGUUUUAGCCGUAUUGCGACUCUAAAGCCAUUGGACAAGCUUCCUCUUUGAAUUUUCUUCACCUUAUUUUCAUCCUGUAAAUUGAUUCAUAUGAUGUUACUUGGUAAACUUUCCCUCGUCAUUCUAUCCUUUUUUCUUUCAUCUAAACUUUUUCUGACCUCCUUACAGGAAGCAAACUUGUGGGUGUCGAUCUUGUAAUAGAAAGGUCAUGACCAUGGCUUACUAUAGUGUGAUGAAGACUUUGGCUGCGUGGAACCUCUGUUCUCUGACUUAGUGUUUAUUGCAUUUGAAUGGCGUUCACCAUUCGUUUACAGUUGGUUGUCUUGAGACAAAUCACAUUACUUCUUGGUAUUAGGUUGUUUUGCAUUAGAACAAAACCUCCCUCGAGUUCAUUUACUGGAACUAGUGACACCCAACUGUGAUACUUGAGUUUUCAGGACUGUUUUUUUUA